This is a messenger RNA of Vanessa tameamea, 3755 nucleotides long. RefSeq names its product WD and tetratricopeptide repeats protein 1 (gene adp). The transcript has 13 exons. Gene Ontology annotation, biological process: negative regulation of fatty acid biosynthetic process. The record is from RefSeq and is a predicted model, not a curated record. Gene Ontology annotation, molecular function: protein binding. The coding region runs from base 257 to 2227 and encodes 656 amino acids. Lineage: Eukaryota; Metazoa; Arthropoda; Insecta; Lepidoptera; Nymphalidae. Gene Ontology annotation, cellular component: Cul4-RING E3 ubiquitin ligase complex; cytoplasm.
CUGUUUGACAGCUUUGCAAAUUUUCGAAAGAAAAUCUCGAUCAUAGACCAUAGUUAUUGAGCUAUUUAUUCAUUGUUUUAAUAACUAUCAUAAACGUAAUUGUUUAAAAAGUACGGCUUAAAUAAACAUAGCGUUCCUUAUUUUGUUGUUAUGUGCGAUGAAAUGUCGUUAACUAUAAAUAGACUUAGCUUGAGUUAGUCCGUAGAUUUGUCUGAUUGUGAUGGUAUAUCAGACAUAUUGAAGAAUAUUCGUAAAAAUGGGGAGAAGAGAAGAGCCGACCUGGGCGCAAGGCACUGUUGGCCUAACAGCAGCCCGGGAGCGAGGGGACAUCGAUCGAAAAUUCCAAAACCGUUUGACUGUUACCAGAAAUAUGAUAGACAGAUUAGGACUAGAAAAAGAGUUGCACGGACAUAUGGGAUGUGUUAAUUGUCUAGAAUGGAACAGCGAUGGGUCUGUACUGGCGUCGGCGUCCGAUGAUCUACACGUUAUAUUGUGGGAUCCUUAUCGAUAUAAACAAAUCCAUAACAUCUCUACUGGACACACAGGCAAUAUAUUCUCAGUUAAGUUCCUCUCCCCGGACUCGCUGGCCACGUGCGCAGCGGACGGCUCGGUGCGCGCGCGCAGCAUCGCUACGGGCGCGUCGCUGUUGGAGUGCGCGUGCCACUGCGGCCGCGUCAAGCGCCUCGCCGUGGCGCCAGACAAGCCGCACAUGCUGUGGUCGGCCGGUGAGGAUGGACUCGUGCUCCAACACGACCUCCGAACCCCGCAUCGCUGUAACUCAGACACGGCCAAUGUCCUCGUGAACCUGCUCAACCAUAUGGGUCGUUACGCCGAAGCCAAGUGCCUCGCGGUCAACCCUAGGAGGCCCUACCAGUUGGCCGUCGGAGCGAACGAUUUCUACGUCCGCCUCUAUGAUACGAGAAUGAUCAAGUUGGCAAGGCUACAGGAGUUGCAGGGAGGUGCCGCGACGUCUCGCCUGAUGUGGGAGCGCCAGAACGUGCGCUGCUCGCGCGCCGGACACGGAGACCCCGACAACAACAUUCCGCGCGCCGCCGUGCAGUACUUCGCCCCCGGUCACCUAUCAAUGGAGCCGAAUGAGCACUCUUUCCCAAAAAAAGCCACAACAUACGUGGCGUUCAGUCACGAUGGCAAUGAAUUGCUCGUCAACCUGGGCUCGGAACAGGUGUACCUGUUCGACGUGAACGCGGCGCGCCGGCCGGUGCUGGUGGAGAGCUUCAUCAUCCAGCACAACCACGGCUACCGCGAGGGCGAGGGCAAGCCGGCGCGCGCGGGCGGCGACGGCGCCAACGGCACCGUGGAGCCCCCCGCGCUGCCCGAGCGCGUGCGGCAGCUCAAGGAGAUGGCGAACGAGCUCGUCAACAAGGGCAGCUACACCAACGCCGUGGAGCUGUACAGCCGCGCGCUGGCGGAGUGGCCCCGCUGCGCCGUGCUGUACUCCAACCGCGCCGCCGCGCUCAUGCGCCGCGCCUGGUCGGGCGACACGUACGCCGCUAUCCGCGACUGCUACAAGGCGAUCAAGCUGGACGCUAACCAUGUGAAGUCCCACUUCCGGCUCGCGAAGGGCCUGAUGGACCUGAAGCGAGCUCGCGAGGCGCACGAGUGCCUGCUCUACUUCAAGGACAAGUUCCCAAAGCACGCAGAGAGCCACGCCGUGUUCCUGCUGCAGAAGGACAUCAACGUGGCGCUGGAGACGAUGGAGACGCAGCCGGACGAAGGUACUACGGAAGAGGACGGUCAGUCCGGCAGCGUUCUGGAGCGACAACUGCGCAGUUCAGCACUGGACUACAAGUGCCGGUUCCUGGGUCACUGUAAUACGACCACCGAUAUCAAGGAAGCUAAUUUCUUGGGACCGGAAGCUAAUUUCGUUGCCGCUGGUUCAGACGACGGCAGUAUGUUCAUCUGGUGCCGUAAGUCCGGCAACAUCAUACGCUGCCUGCGCGGAGACGAGUCCAUCGUGAACUGCGUGCAGCUGCACCCGAGCAUGUUCCUGCUGGCCACCAGCGGGAUCGAGGCGGUCGUCCGACUUUGGAGUCCAAGACCUGAGGACGGGCUGGGCGAGGCGCGCGUGGUCCCGGAGGCCAGCGCGGCCGCCGCCGCCAACCAGCAGCGCAUGCGCAGCGACCCCUUCGAGGCCAUGCUACUCAACAUCAGCUUCGCCGGCGGCGCCGAGCGCGACCUGCACUCGCCCGCCUGCCGCGCCACGUAAGGUGGAGCCGUCGAACUUAGAUUGAUUUAAGCGAUCGUCAAGAAGUCAUUUUGUAAAUAUAAUUAUCAUACAAUAUUUAUCGUUUAAUUAUUUCUGUUCGCGUUAAAUUCGUUUAUUUCAUUUAAAUUAUUUCUUUUAACCAUGUAAAGGUGCCAAGUUUAUUUUUUAAUUCCUAAAACGAUUUGUAUAUCUCGUGACGCUUCCAUGGAGGUUAUAUUUCGAAUGUAUAUUGAUUACAUUUUCAUUUAUUAUGUCUAUAAAAAUUAUAUCGCAAGUUAAGUAUGUCAUUUGCAUAAUAAUAAGAUACUGAAAAUUGUAAAUAUUAAAAUAAUUUUUAUAAUUAUAAAAUCAUUAAUCUCGUAUCUUCUGUUAAUCAUUUAAUGAUAGGACUUAAUGGUGCUGACUUUCUUGUGCACAAUCUCUGUACUGAAUUCAUUUAAUGGAUCAUUGAAUGUUGCUAUCUCUUUUUCUCUUAACGCUAACGGUAAAAGGUCGUAUGUGUAGUCCCGAUAUCAAACAUCGGUUUGUAAACUGAAUGUCUCAUAAUUUUGGUCAGAUUGGAAGUAACGGUAUGUUGUUUUAUAAUGUUUUCAUUCAUAAACAGUACUCAAGUUAUGUUUCGCUUCGGGCACACUGGUAUCUAUUAUUGUUUGUGCUUAUGGGUUUUAGACUAUAUGGGUUAUAGAAACGGCACAGGGAAAUAUAUUUAUAUUCCGCUUCCUCCUCAAAGGGAGGGGAGCCUUAGCCCAGAAGUGGUACAUUUACAGUCUAUUAUAGAUGUACAGAAGGCAGGUCAGUGUACGUUUAGUUCUAUAAGUUGUUAUUAUUUGUCAUACGACCUUUUUUCAUAUCAAUGUGUGCUUAAAGGUUACUGUGUGAUCCAAAUAAUAUAAAGAAUGACUUUUCGCGAUAUUGUGGCGUUAUAGGGAUUUGGUAGGAUAAGCAAAACAAAUGUUUUUUUCUUUUUAAAUAAAUAUUUAAUAAUGUAAAGGUUUAAUCUGGAUCUAGUUCUUCACUGCACUCAUUUCUGAAUAAUCUUCAUCAUAAUCACCUUUGUGGCUUCCUCUCUGCAUGUAUAUAUUUCCAUUAUCUAUGUAACAAAGAAAAAACAGUUAAAUAUAAUAUAUAAUGUAUAUUAUAUACUUACGAUACAUAGUUAACUCAUAAAUUGUUACACAAGAAGAUAACAAUAUAAAAUACGAAAAAAUAUAUACAUCAUUAUUACGUUUGUUUUGUGAACUGUACUAUUUAAGUGCCAUUGAGGUUCCUAUUCUUAUUAGUAUUAUUUUAAUUUAUUUUAGAGUUUGUGCACAAAGAAGUUUGCAUCAAAUAUUUUCAUCUUUGUGUAACUCUACGUUAAGGAAUUGCCUUGAAUAGAAAAGAUAUCGUUAUUUAGGAAACGUGAAUUGUUGAAUGAAAACAAUGGGUCGGUUUUUCGUUAUAAAUAAACUUUGAUGUAUAAUACAAUAUUAUUGUUUUUUUAUUAAACAAAUCUUUCCGAUAGUAAAAAUAAGUUUUGCAUAUCAAA